Molecule: messenger RNA, 1268 nt
Organism: Mus musculus (house mouse)
Lineage: Eukaryota; Metazoa; Chordata; Mammalia; Rodentia; Muridae
Gene: Krtap5-25
Product: predicted gene 45337
Exons: 1
Coding region: 63-854 (263 amino acids)
Cellular component (GO): keratin filament; cytosol
Source: RefSeq, marked validated
ACACAUCUUCCCUUUCCACCUGCUCCUCUGACCUACUCCAUCCUCAACCAAACACCAGAACCAUGACCUGCUGUGGCUGCUCAGGAGGCUGUGGCUCCAGCUGUGGGGGCUGUGGCUCCAGCUGCUGCUGCAAGCCUGUGUGCUGCUGCAAGCCUGUGUGCUGCUGUGUGCCAGCCUGUUCCUGCUCCAGCUGUGGGGGUUGCAAGGGAGGCUGUGGCUCCUGUGGAGGCUGUAAAGGAGGAUGUGGCUCCUGUGGAGGCUGUAGCUCCUGUGGGGGCUGCAAGGGAGGCUGUGGCUCCUGUGGGGGCUGCAAGGGAGGCUGUGGCUCCUGUGGAGGCUGUAAAGGAGGAUGUGGCUCCUGUGGGGGCUGUAGCUCCUGUGGGGGCUGCAAGGGAGGCUGUAGUUCCUGUGGGGGCUGCAAGGGGGGUUGUGGCUCCUGUGGGGGCUGUAAGUCCUGCUGCUGUCAGUCCAGCUGCUGCAAGCCCUGCUGCUGCCAGUCCAGCUGCUGUAAGCCCUGCUGCUGCCAGUCCAGCUGCUGCAAGCCUUGCUGCUGCCAAUCCAGCUGCUGCCAAUCUAGUUGCUGCAAGCCCUGCUGCUGCCAGUCCAGCUGCUGCAAGCCCUGCUGCUGCCAAUCUUGCUGCUGCAAGCCCUGCUGCUGUGAAUCCUGCUGCUGCAAGCCCUGCUGCUGCCAGUCCAGCUGCUGCAAGCCCUGCUGCUGCCAGUCCAGCUGCUGCAAGCCCUGCUGCUGUGAAUCCUGCUGCUGCAAGCCCUGUUGCUGCCAGUCCAGCUGCUGCAAGCCCUGCUGCUGCCAGUCCAGCUGCUGUGCCCCUGUGUGUUGUCAGUGCAAGAUUUGAUGGACUGGCCACAGGCUUCACAUGGUUUCCCUCAACCACAACUAUGGAGGCUUCUCGUUUCAUUUUUCCCUGGCCACUUCCUGAUCCUGUGGUCCUCUGGCAUUUUUCUCUGCAGCACCACAACCCACAUAUCUGUUUCAUUCUCCUGGAGGAAGUAUACAUUCCAACCCUCAGGCAUGCCCCUACUCUAUGCUAGUCUCUACUUCUGCUCUGGUCUACCUCUUCAACUCUUCUAAUGGACAAAAAACACAUUUCUGUGCUUUGUUAAGAAUGUCCCAGACUUGCUUUUCCUGCUUCUCUGACUGUAAGCUCUGCCCAACAGGGCUUCCUUCCUGUGACAGUGGGAGAGGUUCCCAUCUUUGCUUGUUAAAAUUGUAUUAAAUCCCAAUUUAAUAAAAGGUUCUUUGUUCACUA